Messenger RNA from Erigeron canadensis, 1756 nucleotides. RefSeq names its product delta(8)-fatty-acid desaturase-like. NCBI's taxonomy places the organism in Eukaryota, Viridiplantae, Streptophyta, Magnoliopsida, Asterales, Asteraceae. The record is from RefSeq and is a predicted model, not a curated record. Gene Ontology annotation, cellular component: membrane. Gene Ontology annotation, molecular function: oxidoreductase activity, acting on paired donors, with oxidation of a pair of donors resulting in the reduction of molecular oxygen to two molecules of water. The transcript has 2 exons. Gene Ontology annotation, biological process: lipid metabolic process. The coding region runs from base 72 to 1478 and encodes 468 amino acids.
UAUUUAUAUAUAUAUAUAUCUAUAUCCUAUCUUUCUCUCUAUAUAAAACCAUCAAUCACUGUUUUGUAUUGAUGUGUGAAGAUUCAACUAUGGUUUCUUCUCCUUCCAUUGCUGGCGUUGAAGUUUUGAAUUCAACUGCAGAUGGAAAGAAGCACAUUACAUCCGAGGAAUUAAAGAAGCACAACAAGGCUAGUGACCUCUGGAUUUCGAUUCAGGGCAAAGUGUACAAUGUUACAGAGUGGGCUAAAAUACACCCGGGUGGUGAUAUUCCGCUCAUGAAUCUUGCUGGUCAGGAUGUAACCGAUGCAUUUAUUGCUUUUCAUCCUGGCACAGCUUGGAAACACCUUGAUAAACUCUUCACUGGGUAUCAUCUAAAAGAUUAUAAAGUUUCUGAUGUGUCCAAAGAUUAUAGAAAGCUUGCUUCUGAGUUUGCAAAAGCUGGGAUGUUUGAAAAGAAAGGGCACGGUGUGAUUUAUUCACUUUGUUUUGUAUCGUUGCUUCUCUCUGCUGUUGUAUACGGGGUAUUGUUCUCUAGUAGCUUCUGGGUUCAUAUGUUGGCAGGGGCGUUAUUGGGAUUAGCCUGGAUGCAGAUCGCGUAUUUAGGUCACGAUGCGGGUCAUUAUCAAAUGAUGGCUACUCGUGGGUGGAACAAGUUCGCAGGAAUCUUUAUCGGGAAUUGUAUAACAGGAAUUAGCAUAGCGUGGUGGAAAUGGACACAUAAUGCUCAUCACAUAGCUUGUAAUAGUCUCGAUUAUGAUCCCGACUUGCAACAUUUACCCAUGCUGGCGGUCUCCAAUAAAUUGUUCAGUUCGUUGCAAUCUGUAUUCUAUGGGAGACAGCUGACUUUUGACCGGUUGUCUCGGUUUUUCGUGAGCUAUCAACAUUAUUCUUAUUACCCAAUCAUGUGUGUCGCGAGGGUCAACCUUUAUCUCCAAACAUUAAUAUUGCUGGCCUCUAAAAGAAGAAUCCCUGAUAGAGGCCUCAACAUUCUCGGGACCAUCGUUUUCUGGACUUGGUUUCCGCUUCUUGUGUCAUACCUACCUAACUGGCCAGAGCGAGUCGCGUUUGUUUUGGUUAGCUUUUGUGUCACCGGGAUCCAACAUGUUCAAUUUACACUGAACCACUUUGCAGCAAACGUGUAUGUGGGUCCACCAACAGGUAACGAUUGGUUUGAGAAGCAAACGAAUGGGACCAUUGACAUCUCGUGUUCAUCAUACAUGGAUUGGUUCUUUGGUGGUCUACAGUUCCAACUCGAGCACCAUUUAUUUCCCAGGUUACCUCGCUGUCAUUUGAGGUCAAUUUCUCCAAUCGUUAGAGAACUUUGCAAGAAACACAAUUUGCCAUAUAUGAGUCUGUCGUUCUUCGAUGCCAACAUAAAAACACUCAAGACACUAAGAACUGCAGCUAUGCAGGCUCGUGAUCUAACAAACCCUGCUCCCCAGAACUUACUAUGGGAAGCUGUCAACACUCAUGGUUGAGUUCAUGUUUAUUAAACCUUUUCACCCCUACAAUCUAUCGAUGUACUACUCUCAUCUAUUAUGAGCGUUUUUGGUGCUCUGUUUUUGUAUUGUAAUUCUAAUUACGGAUCUUGUUUAUUUAUAGAGUCUGUCUUGAUUAUCAUCUAGUAUGUUUUAUUCUUAUCAUUAGUGCUGUGUUUAUCAUAGCAUCGGAAGCGCCCUGUACUUUCCAGUUUGAACUAGUUUCGGAGAUGAUCCGUUUCAUUGGGUUAGGUAAUUUUAGAAUUAUGUUGGUUUUC